CUGGCAUGUCGGCGACUAUCCUCUCCAGGAUCGUCUCUCUCGAUGCCUUGAUUCCUCGAGUAGUAGACGUCGGACGUGAAGAGAGGGACGUAGAAAGCUUGACUCCCUGGGUCUUUCAGCACACCAAAAUUGCGCAGGAAGACUGCUUGGACAGCUGGCCCGACGAAGACCUGACGUCGUCUAUGCUGUUCGACGAACUCUUCUCUUGCCAUUCGACCAUCCGAUCCCGCUCUUCCCUGCAUGACGAGAGAGGAAUCGAGAGUGCCCUGAGCCCGAGUGCGGGUAUCACGUUGCCCCUGAAGAACUGGGAAGUCAAGGCUGCACACGACCACCUGGCAUUCACCCGGGCGCAAGGCAUGAUUCUACGGAUGUUGAUGAAGACCGUGUAUGCGAGCCUGGACGACGUGCGCAAGCAAGACCCCGAAGUCCGGUUCUCAAUUUACGCCUCGAAGAUGAGAUACGUGAUUGUCGAUACAAAGUACAGCGCCAGGUCGGAGGGCGAGGUGACUUGGUGGAUUGGCCAAACAUGGGAUGAGUUUCUGCAGGAGACUCUCAGUGUGAUGCUCGGUCAGCUCGCGCAGAACCUUGGUGUGGGGAAGGAUGAUAGUCUGUUGGAGGAACAGGAAGUCUUUCUUGUUGGGUUUCAUGGUUAUGGUAUUCAUAUUGCUCGUGGGGCCUUUACGAGGGAUGCUGUGGGCAGGGUUUAUUCGCGGGGUUGCUCUGGAGAUGAAACCUUUGAGGUGCAGUUUACACGGGGUUACAACCUCUGUCAGAAGGAGGAGUGGGAUGACGCUAUGCGUGCACUUACCCGGCUGUUUCGGUAUCUUUUGAGUGGAGGUGCGAAGGUGGUCACAUUCCCCACUACGAUGCGGUGA
Molecule: messenger RNA, 875 nt
Organism: Aspergillus aculeatinus CBS 121060
Lineage: Eukaryota; Fungi; Ascomycota; Eurotiomycetes; Eurotiales; Aspergillaceae
Exons: 5
Coding region: 6-875 (289 amino acids)
Source: RefSeq, a predicted model, not a curated record